GAGACCCAAGGAUACUUGCAAACCCGGCCUUGGUGCUGGUACGGUGUGCAGAACCCGAGUUCCGGGGCGGGUACGGGUACAGGGCGGUUUCGGACCUCCGGGCCGGCAGGGGGAGCGGCAAGCUGUCCCGAGCCCGGCCAGGCGGAGCAGUCAUGCUUACCACCGGCCCCGCGGAGCCCGCUGCUACGGACGCCCCUGGAACUUCUGAACGCGAGGAGCCCGCAUGGGCUUGGAAAGACGCGCCAGUCGCUACUCUGGUGCGCCGGAUCCAGGAGCUGCAGGACCAGCGCGAGCAGGCCUUCCGCCGCCUGGAGGAAGCCCACCGGCUGUACCUGAGCAGCGGCCCGCAUUACAACUUCCCGCGCUACCGAAGCACUGUGAACGAAGUGACCCAGGCCUUCGCUGCCGCCUCGCGGGAAGUGUUGGCUGUGGAAGCGGAGCUAGCAGGACCACGUGCGCAGCCCCUGCUGGCCAGCCACGUGCGCAGCCUGCAGGAACUGGAGCAGACUCGCCUGGCUUCGGUGGCGCUGCUGCAGCUUAUGGGAACACCAGAAAUGUCUGAACAAGAGGAGCCUGAAAAAAUGCACCAGUUGAAAACAAAGGUAAUUAAAACCAUGGAGGCGAUCAGCGAGGUUCUGCAGGAACUCAGGUUUGAUGCCGAUGCCGAAGCUGCCGAGUGAGGGCGGCUCCCCAGGGACCUCAAGGAAGAUGGGAAAAGAGGCCUGUGGCGUCCAGCCCAGCCCCAACCGCCAGCUGGCUGAGGCCAUGCCCUGAGCUGCCGACCCUCUGAUGCGCCUCCUGAAAUAAAGAACUUCCUCCACA
Molecule: messenger RNA, 822 nt
Organism: Nannospalax galili (Upper Galilee mountains blind mole rat)
Lineage: Eukaryota; Metazoa; Chordata; Mammalia; Rodentia; Spalacidae
Gene: Rex1bd
Product: required for excision 1-B domain containing
Exons: 5
Coding region: 153-680 (175 amino acids)
Source: RefSeq, a predicted model, not a curated record